This is a messenger RNA of Prunus dulcis (almond), 2705 nucleotides long. RefSeq lists its product as uncharacterized. Gene Ontology annotation, molecular function: cysteine-type peptidase activity. The transcript has 13 exons. Gene Ontology annotation, biological process: proteolysis. The record is from RefSeq and is a predicted model, not a curated record. Lineage: Eukaryota; Viridiplantae; Streptophyta; Magnoliopsida; Rosales; Rosaceae. Bases 316 to 2379 code for a protein of 687 amino acids.
AAAAAAAGCAAAACAUUGCCAUUGUGAUUGAAUUCCCUGUUGUCUAAAAUGUGCUGUUGUCUCUUCGCUGUCCUCUUCACUUCAUCCGCCCGCGGACGAUAUACUCUUUCCCUCUCUCGUUUGUUUUUCUUCUCGACCGAGCCGUUGCCACUAUUCUAAUCCUAACAUUUCCUUCAAAUCUCAGCGACUGUCGAAGUCGUCGUGUGAUCAGUGAAGUUCCAGCCUAAAGUACCGAUUUUGGUUUCUCUCUCUCACUGUGGAAGUACCAAUUGGGUGUCAUCUUGCCUUGGGAUUCUAGGCUUGGAAGAUUCAGGUAUGGGUUUACCCAAACCCAAUGAGGCCUCUACUUCAAAGGAGACUAUGGACACUACCUCAAGUGGGGUUAAGAGGAAACGUGGGAUAACAAGUAUGCAUCGCAUAGUGAAGAAUAAAAAUACUGGUAAGAAAUUAGUAGUGGAGUAUACCCCAAAGGGCAAACCAUAUGGGAAGGUAGCAUCAGAAUUGGCUUCUUACAUUGGGGUGUUGGCACGUACCACAGUCCCCAUCAGUGUUGAAAGCUGGCCUAAGGUGGAAAAGGAUUUGAAAAAUAAAAUUUGGGAAUCCGUAGAGGCGGCAUUUGUCUUAGCCCCUAAAAGCAGAAAAAUGGUGUUGACCUCUGCAUCCAAUAGAUGGAGGCAAUUCAAGAGUGACCUAACAAGAAAAUAUAUUAUGCCAUUUAAAGAUGAGGCUGAAGCCUUAAAAAACCCACCAGAAGACUAUGGUUUCAUUAAGCAACAACAUUGGCAGCAAUUUGUAAAUGGCCGUUUAACCAAAGAAUUUCAGAAACUUCAUAAUGAACAGAAAGAAAGGAGGGCAAAGUUUCAGCAACCUCAUAGAAUGUCAAGAAAAGGAUAUGUGGGCUUGGAGGCAGAAUCAGGGAAAACUAUGCCUGAGGAUGAACUUGAUGGGUCUCUACUUUGCAAGAAAGCACGUAUGGAUAGAAAAGGGCAGGCUGCAAAAAUUGACCUUUUGACGAAAGAACAUUCUGAACAUUCUGACCAUUCUGAACAUGCAGAGUAUGCUGAAUGCGGAGAACAUUCUGAGCACACAGAACAGUCUGAACAUGCAGAACCUUCUGAACAUGCAGAACAUUCUGAGCAUUCAGAACAUCCAGAACAUUCUGAGCAUCCAGAACAUUCUGAACAUGAAGAACAUUCUGAACAUUUUGAUGUCAGUCUCUCCUCUAAAAAUAACGAUGUCCUGACAAUGGCGUUGGGAGCUCCUGAAGAUUCUGGUAGGGUUAGAGGUGUGGGAGGCUUUUUCAAGCCAAAUGUUCCACAGGCUCAGUUUGAUAGGGAAGAUAUUCUGGAUGAGGUCAGGAAGAUGAUUGAGCAGCAGCAGGCCUGGUAUGAAGCAAAGAUUGCUGAGUUAGAGGCAAAGAUCAAUGGUAAUAUCUGGACGACACCUAUCUCACUUUCAACUCCAGUUCCCAACCGUUCCGAGAAGGCAAGCUGUUCUGGGAAGAAAAAAAAUGUCUUGGAGGAUAAUGCAAUUAAUUUUGAGGAAUUGACAUUUGUGGGUAAAAGAGACACCAUCAAGAAACGUCGAAAGACGGCAGCCAAACCUCAAGGUUUACCAAAACAAGACGUGAACCUGCCCAAGUCCCUUAAGCUCCUAUAUCGUUAUGCAGAGCGUGCCAUGCUGGAUGGCGAAACUAUCAGUAUUGAUAUGGAGGAAGCAGUAUUUGGUGUUGCCAAGACUGUACACGUUUCCCAAGAAGAUGUAAUGCAGUUUAUGGAAAUGAAGGAAAUCUCAGCCACAUGCAUAAUUGUUUACAUGAGGCACCUCUAUGAUAAGCUAAACCAAUCAAACAUGGUUGAUUUGGUUGGUUUGACUGACCCUUCAAGCAUCUCAGUUGGGGCAGGCGAUUCCGACCAAAAAUCACGAGUGAUAGCAGGCCGGUUACAGAAAGGGUCUGCUGACCAAAUACUUUUGGUUCCUUACAAUUCUGGUUAUCAUUGGAUGUUGACCAUCAUCAGUGAAGACAAAGAUGUGUGCUACUUCAUGGACCCUCUUCAGCGAUAUUUCAUGGACUCUCUUCGGCGGAGCAUGCGUGAGGAAGAAUGGAAAUAUGUUGUAAACAAUGGAAUUAGACAGUUCAACAUCCAAACAGGCAGGGGAGUCCGAAAGCCACCCGUAUGGAAAGUACUAACAGGUCCUAAACAACCAUCAAAUAUGGAGUGUGGGUAUUAUGUGAUGAGAUACAUGAAAGAAAUUGUAGAAGAUGAAAACCUUUCCUUUGCAGUAAAGUGGAAUGGGAAGACGUUAAAUGCCUACACACAGACCGAACUUGAUGAGGUACGGUGUGAGUGGACAGAUAUCAUCAGUGACCAUAUGUAGGUGUUUGCUCAUAGCAACCAGCAGGAAAUUAUAUAUCUGCAAGAGUUCAUGCGAUAGAUUUUGUAUAUAUUCUCUUUCAAUGACAGUUCAAUUAAUUUGGAUCUAGGGUUAGGGAGUAACUCCUUAAAUUUACUGUUCUUUCAAGUAUUUGGAUAUGUAAACCCCUCUUACUAUCAAUGGCAAUUUAGUACUUCUCUAGGUGUAGACAAAUUGUACCAAAUUGAUGGGAUGUAGUAAUGUUAUGUUGAUGAUGUUGAUGAUGGAAAUUCUGAGUCUGGUGGUAUUAUUGAAAAAACGCGGGAAGAUAAAUGCAAUCCAAUUUGGCA